Messenger RNA from Rhopalosiphum maidis (corn leaf aphid), 1277 nucleotides. RefSeq names its product low choriolytic enzyme-like. Lineage: Eukaryota; Metazoa; Arthropoda; Insecta; Hemiptera; Aphididae. Bases 256 to 1173 code for a protein of 305 amino acids. The transcript is spliced from 5 exons. Gene Ontology annotation, molecular function: metalloendopeptidase activity; zinc ion binding. The record is from RefSeq and is a predicted model, not a curated record. Gene Ontology annotation, biological process: proteolysis.
UCGUACGCGCAACUCUCGCUGUGCUGUCGUAUAAUUUAUUAUAUUAUUAUAACCGUGUAAUUUUUAUAUUAUUAUUUACGGCGAGCGAGUUGAAGUCUGCGUAGUCCUGAGCCCGCGUCAAACACACUACGGGCUCGAUAUAAUAAUCCCGAAAUAUAUACGAAUACGAUUGACAUCGGUAAUAAUAACAAAUACGAUUCAAUCGAUAUCUGGUCAGUACAAAAUAUUUUUGCAACACAGAAAACCGUCGCGGAGAUGACGGGUGGCGUGCUUUAUUAUAUAUACGUGUGCGCGGUCGCGAGGAUUUUGUCGUGUUCCGCGGCCGGUUUGCAGGACGGACAGCAUUUCCUCAGCACGCUCUUGGAGAGGUUCAAAGAAGGAUCGAAACCGCCUUCUCAUUUCACCCCGGAUAUGUAUCCAGAAUUGAGUUCGCGGUUAUACCAAGGAGACAUAAUACUGCCAGUUUCAAGGAAUGCUAUCAUGUCAGAUUACUAUAAAUGGCCCAAGGCAAUAAUUCCUUAUACAAUACAUUAUAAUUUUACACAAGACGAACGAUCCAAGAUCCGCAUGGCAAUGGACACGAUUGAGUCGAAGACGUGCCUGAAGUUUGUCGACAAGAACGGCGGGAACGCGACGCAGCUGCUGAAGGACGUCGGGCACUCGGGAUACGUGCAUAUCGGCCGUGAGCGGAACAAGGGCUGUAACGCCAUGAUCGGCUACCACCGGGAAAUGAGUGGUCCGCACAGCAUGAACUUAGAGGCGCCGUCGUGCAUCUCCUACCAAGGAACGGUGCAACACGAACUCCUGCAUGUGGCAGGACUGCUCCACGAACAGGCUCGCGCUGACCGUGACAAUGCAGUGAUCAUUUAUUGGGAAAACAUUGACAAGACAUAUUGGCCAGACUUUAACAAAGUGCCUGAUAAUGUUACAACUACUUUCGGUUUACCUUAUGACUAUACUAGUGUAAUGCAUUACCCACGUUAUGCUUUUUCAAAAAAUGGCAAGGAAACCAUUGUAGCUAAGCAUGAACCAAGUAUGAGUUUGGGACAGAGAACCGGAGCUACGAUCAAUGACUUGCGAAAAGUCAACGCAAUGUACAAUUGUAAUGGAGCAGCUACAACACCCUAUACUAAUUCAAGUGACUACCAAGGCGGCGCAUAUCGCAUUUUUUAGUUCAAAAACGAAUUAUAAUUAUUGACACUUUGCAUGUAUUGUAACUUAUUAUUUUUUUUGCACAAUGUUAAAUAAAAUAAGAAGUAAUUUUAAUUGUUUAAAAU